AACCAACAUAACAGAAAACACCUAAUUUAACUCGGUCCAACUUCCAAACCAAACUUCAGAACAAACCGACCCAAACCGAACCAAGUUUCUAAUGUCCACGCCUCAACAUCAUCUUCUCCGAUCAACUCUUCUGCUCACCACACCAAACUUUCUUUUCAGACCAGACAUUUCUAUGGUCUGAUCACACUACAGUGUAUUAAAGAAGAGAUUCUGAUACCAAAAGAGAUUUCAACAAAUGGAAGGAGAAUCUAUAACUCCCGGUCCCGGCGAAGAUAAACUGGAGAUCCAAUCUCCAAUUCCGCCAAAUCAGAUCUUCAUUCUCUCCGGGCAAAGCAAUAUGGCCGGACGCGGCGGCGUCGUCAAAGAUCACCACCACAAUCGCUGGGUAUGGGAUAAAAUCGUUCCACCGGAAUGCGCACCAAACUCAUCGAUCCUCCGCCUGAGCGCAGAUCUCCGGUGGGAAGAAGCUCACGAGCCACUCCACGUUGACAUCGACACCGGUAAAGUGUGUGGAAUAGGUCCAGGAAUGCCGUUCGCAAACGCGGUGAAGAAUCGCCUGAAAACAGAUUCGGCUGUGAUCGGGUUGGUUCCGUGCGCCGCUGGUGGAACGGCGAUAAAACAGUGGGAGCGUGGAACCCACUUGUAUGAGAGGAUGGUUAAGAGAACGGAGGAGAGUAGGAAAUGCGGCGGGGAGAUUAAGGCGGUGUUGUGGUAUCAAGGAGAGAGUGACGUGUUGGACAUCCAUGACGCCGAGAGCUACGGGAGCAAUAUGGACCGUUUGAUUAAGAACCUCCGUCAUGAUCUCAACCUUCCUUCUCUUCCCAUUAUUCAGGUGGCAAUAGCAUCGGGAGGAGGAUACAUAGAUAAGGUGAGAGAAGCACAGUUGGGUCUGAAACUUUCGAAUGUGGUUUGUGUAGACGCUAAGGGAUUGCCGCUAAAGUCUGACAAUCUUCACUUAACCACUGAGGCUCAAGUCCAGCUUGGUCUCUCCUUAGCACAAGCUUACCUUUCCAACUUCUGUUAGACAAUCAAGUUAUCCAGGUUGAAGAUCGGGUACUUGGUGAGAAAUUGCUCUAUUUUCCCGUGUUCUUGUUUGUUUACAUCUCCCAAAUGGUGAUAUGUGUGGUCUAAGUGAUGGUACUGGUUUUAUCUAAAUUUGUUAUCUAUAUAGAGCACACAUAAUAUCUUCUAGUUUGUCACAUUAUUAUCUAUCUACAUUAACAUUAAAACUACUAAUAGACAAGGCAGAGUAAUUUCAUGCGGA
Molecule: messenger RNA, 1264 nt
Organism: Arabidopsis lyrata subsp. lyrata
Lineage: Eukaryota; Viridiplantae; Streptophyta; Magnoliopsida; Brassicales; Brassicaceae
Product: probable carbohydrate esterase At4g34215
Exons: 3
Coding region: 236-1024 (262 amino acids)
Source: RefSeq, a predicted model, not a curated record